Messenger RNA from Rhipicephalus sanguineus (brown dog tick), 933 nucleotides. RefSeq names its product centrosomal protein of 97 kDa. The transcript has 11 exons. Bases 10 to 933 code for a protein of 307 amino acids. Gene Ontology annotation, molecular function: protein binding. The record is from RefSeq and is a predicted model, not a curated record. Lineage: Eukaryota; Metazoa; Arthropoda; Arachnida; Ixodida; Ixodidae.
AGUUUCAAAAUGGCGGAAAAUGAAGAUCCGCACGUUUUGGACAUGUCCAAUCGAGGACUCAAAAAACUCGAAAAAAGGGAUGGCGUCGGUAUCGAGAAGUUGUUUCUGGACCACAACGAGCUUUCCAAGUUGGAUAAUAUUGACUGCUUCCUUGACGUCCAAAAACUCUCUGCCAGCCACAACCAGAUCACAAGGAUGUACUCGUUGGCCAGGUUAUCGCAACUCUCAAGCAUUGAUCUGUCAAACAAUCUCAUUACCUGCAUUGAAGCGCUCAAGGAUCUUAAGUACCUGGUCUCCGUAAACCUCUCGAAUAACAGGAUAAAGAGUCUGCAAAGCAUCCAGUACUCUACUACCCUUGUGUACCUCGACUUGUCCGGGAAUCUGAUACCUUCACUGAUCGACCUCACGUCGCUGACUCGGUUAAAAACACUACUUUUGAAGAGAAAUGAGAUUACGACUCUACAGAAGGCACAAGCAUACCUUCCGAGCGGGCUCUGCGUUUUCUCAGUUGCGGAGAACAAGAUUACCGACCUUACAGAGGUGUCCUUCCUUUCGCAUCUCUCAUCUUUGGAGAGCUUCUCCAUUGGUGGGAACCCCUGCGUCAACAUGACCGGAGGCAUUGUGUAUCCUUUGCAGGAUUCCUUCUUGCCUGUUUUAGGCAUUCCCAUUCAAACCACUCUCGUUAAAGAUGUGGACAAAAAGAGUGCCGGGGUUGCAAUCCGCUUGAGACCCUACGUCAUCAACUGGUGUCUCGGUCUCAGAGUCCUGGAUGACUUUGUUGUCACGCAGAGAGAAAGCCUAAAGGCCGAGUGGUUGUACAGCCAGGGGAAAGGGCGCUGCUUCCAUCUGGGUGACCACCUGGUGCUUGUUGAGUACCUGUCACAAGUAUGCCCACUCACUGGUGCCGACCAGAUAAUCUUUUCACGGGGUUAG